Molecule: messenger RNA, 792 nt
Organism: Aspergillus luchuensis
Lineage: Eukaryota; Fungi; Ascomycota; Eurotiomycetes; Eurotiales; Aspergillaceae
Exons: 3
Coding region: 1-792 (263 amino acids)
Source: RefSeq, a predicted model, not a curated record
AUGGAGUCCAACACUGAGUCACGCGAUCGGUACACUCUCCGCAAAGCACUCACCCUCCUGGAGAGGGACUUUAGCAGCCUAGAAGAUCAGGGUUAUUAUACCUUAGACGAGACCCUGCUAAAGCGAUACCACAUCCAAAAGGAGCCUCUGAGCCUCCGCUGUAAUGAUUCGCUCGCACCAAAGUUUUUCGGUCCAUUUCUCGCUCAGGGCAUACCAGAGCCGACAGAAGAAUAUGUCGAUCGAGAUUACAACACUGCCAGACUCACGCUGUCCAGCGAAUACGGACGGUUGAUCUACAUCUACCUCCAGUCAUACAUUCGCAAGUUGAUGAUCGACUUUCCCGCAGUCCGACGGGUAUGGUCAAGCAACCAGAUUGGGGAUUACGGCUUCGGUAACCUUUACCGCACGUUUGAGCCGGAGUUUGGCACAUUGUCAAUAUUUCAUGUCGCCAAGGCCGCCAGGCCGCAUAUUAAAUGCAUCAUGCACAAUGACCUCAAUGCAGAUGACAGUCAUCUGCUAUAUGGGGAGGUGUUGACCGUCGUGCGCAUCAUAUUGGGCCAACUGAAGCAGAAGGUAUUCGUAAAUGACAUGAUAGCACCGGUCCUGCUUUGCUCACUGAACAGACAGCGCCCACGUGUCAUCGAGGCAUAUUAUGAUGGCCAGAAAUUAGUGUUACGCCACACUAAAUCUUAUGACUUCACAAACUUAGACAAAGCCGAGUUCAAGACGUUCGCACAAUGGUUCCUUGGCGAUCCUAUCGGUGAUACGUCGAAAACGGUAGUCCGAAUCUAA